This is a messenger RNA of Austrofundulus limnaeus, 619 nucleotides long. Its product is annotated as T-cell surface antigen CD2. The record is from RefSeq and is a predicted model, not a curated record. Lineage: Eukaryota; Metazoa; Chordata; Actinopteri; Cyprinodontiformes; Rivulidae.
CUGAAGGUGAUGCAGAUGAAGAUGGCUUCGGUCUCCAGCCUCACCGUGUUUCUGCUCUGCUGCUGCGCCGUCACCUCCCAAGGUUCUUCUGACGGUUGUCAUCUUUAUGCUGCAACAGGCACAGAUUUUACUGUGCCUCUGGAGGACCCACUGGACCCCCAGGGCAGAUUGGAAUGGAAAAUUGGCAAUAAAGUGGAGACUUUUAGAGAUAUAAAGAAAGUGACCUCAGAAAAAGAAAACUCCCUGACUAAGAAUGGAUCCUUCAUAAUUAAAGAUGUAAAGAAGGAACAAUCAAUGAUUUACACCUAUACGAUUUUUGAUAAAGAUUAUAAACAAAAGUUCACAAAGGCCAGACAUUUGUGUGUACUGGACCCUGUGUCCAAACCUACACUAAAGAUGGAGUGUAAGGAGCCAAAGGUCAUCUUUACAUGUGUUAUUGGUCAGCAACCUGAAGAUCGUCAGAUUCACUGGUUAAAGGAUGGAGAAAAAAUAGAAAAUACGAAAUUAACUCUGGAAAUAGACUCUUCAGAAUCAAAACUGAAAAAAUUCUCAUGCCAAGUUUUCAACAAAGUCAGUUCUAAAACCAGCGAAACUUUGACUCACAAUUGCAUCAAGCACG